GCAUCGCACUCCCGCAGCUCCGGGCGCAAUGAGCAGUGUCUCACCCGUUGAAUCGUGUCGGUCUUUUCGGCGAUGACGAAUCACGUGCAUUAUUUAAUUUGAAGUGAUUCAUCUCCCGUUGUCAGUGGAUGCAAUUUCAACUAUGGAAAGCCCGUCGAAUUCUUUCUCAACGUUAGCUGAUGUGACAGUGUCACCGGCGUUUUCGUCGUCUUCUUUGUUUGCUUCAACUCCAACAAGGAAAAGGCCCAGGAAUAAGAAGAACUUGUUGAACGACAAGACCAAGUUCAAGAAACCGCGUCUACCGCCGGCAGGCCCACCCAAAGCGACUUGUGCAACCUGUGGUAAAGAAUACAGGUCCCUAAGCUACUAUGACAAACACAUCAAAAUGCAUGUGCUAAAAGAUGCUGCUGCUAGGGUCCCUGAUAUCAAUGUGUUGCAAUCAAAAUCAAGAACAAUUGGACGCAAUGCUCUAACAACACUGAAGAAUAAUCCUGCAGUUGGGAAGUACGGACAGCAAUACAACAAACUUAUUGAAGAUUUAUUACAGAGUGACGACUUGGAAGAAUGGCAGAAUUUUAUCACGUUUCUUAGCAAGCAAUUUACGGCUCAGUUGGUUGGCAAGUCUAUAACUUUGCCAUCUGCCAUGUUGUCAAACGCUCUCAUGGAUGUAGAAAAAAUAACAUCUAGUUUUUCUAUCCGCACUCAAUGUUUGGAAAUGCUAAGUUCUUUGCCAUGUACUUCUGUUUGCAGCUCCCAGGUUUUGUGUAUAUUUUUUAGUGAUUUUGUUUUUAAUUUCUGUGACCAAUUUCUAAUUUUACUGUCAAGAACUCUAAGAAAUGCUGAUGAGGUGGUGAAUUCUGUGCACAGUGUUAAUCUUGAUGAGAAGGAUAGGAGAACUAUUCACAAUGUAGCAGGAGCUUCAGUGAAGGGUUUUGUAAGGUUUGGUAGAAGGUAUCCCAAAAACAAAUAUUGGAUUGCUGUACUUGAAUGUUUGAAAGCAAGGGUGAUAGAAAACCCUGAAAUAGCGCCUGCCAGUGAUUCAGAUCGUGCAUGGACUGAAAUUUUGAGUAAAGGAGCUCUCACAUUUGUAGGAAAAGAACCACUGGAAUUUUUUCUUAGUGUAGCAAAAAUUAUUUCGAAGACUGAUUUUGAGAAUGCCAGCAGGGCACUCCCUCAUGAUUCCAUAAUAGAAUGUGUAUUUAAAGGGGAAAGUAAGUAUAUUUGGGACUCUAUUAUUGGUAACUUCUUAAAGGAAGAUUGGUCACUGUUACUGAUGCAAGCAAUUACAAAGUCUUUCACCCAUACUUAUGGUAGAGGUGUAGCAAUGAAACUUAUCAAUGCUGCAAGCAAAAACAAACCUUUCUGCGCAGUGCCUCUAAGACCAAGUUUAGCCCCUCGUGGCCCACUUCCCACAGCACCUGUAUGAUAAGUAUAUUGUAUGCAGUUUAUAAGUGAUAGUAGUCAUCAAUUAAUGACAACCAUUUGUUUUUCUUUGUAAUGUGGAAAAAAGUCAAAAACCACAUUUUGUAUUGUAAAGACCUUUAAUUUUGUUUCAAUAAACA
Molecule: messenger RNA, 1562 nt
Organism: Frankliniella occidentalis (western flower thrips)
Lineage: Eukaryota; Metazoa; Arthropoda; Insecta; Thysanoptera; Thripidae
Exons: 3
Coding region: 143-1426 (427 amino acids)
Source: RefSeq, a predicted model, not a curated record